GCAAAACGGUUGGAAAUUUUUGUUUUCAGUUUCAGUUUUUGUUUGAGUUUGUGAUUUGAUUUAAUUCAACUCAAGACAAGAGUGAAUAAUUUUUUUAAUUUGCUUGUGAUCUAAUUUACCCAAUACUUUUGUUCACUACAAACUAUGAAAUGAAGCGUAUAAAACAGCAGCAGCAGCAACAACAACAGCAACCUAUAAAAAGCGCCAUUAAGAAAGCCAAGUCAAAUGAAAGCGUCAAAGAGAAGCACCCACUGCAGGUGUACUGCAGGGUGCGACCGUUGCAGAACGAGAAUGAGCAAUCUUGUGUCAGCAUCGAAUCGCCCACUAGCCUUCUGCUCACUGUCACCGACGCCAAUCGAGCCGGCCUUGGCCUCCAGAAGCAGAUGCGAUUUCUUUUCAAGCACGUGUUUGACGAGACAGCCACCCAGCUACAGGUGUUCAAUGAGACCUCGCUGCCCCUCGUGCAGAAUCUGAUCGAAGGUCGCAACGGUCUGCUGUUCACCUACGGAGUGUCGAACAGCGGGAAGUCGUUCACAAUGGACGGCGCGCCCGACAACCUGGGCAUCAUGCCUCGCAGCAUCAGCGUGCUCUUCAACUCGAUCAACACGCGGUUGGCGCCGAAAUACCUGUUCAAACCGGACAAGUUGAACGGGUUCGAUGUCCAGUCUGAACCGGAUGCCUUGCUCGAACGCCAGAGGGAGCUCAUGUCGUCCAUGCGGAACCCCAAGUCGGCCAAGAAAAAAGAUGCAUAUGCUGACAUGAGGUCGAGAGGUGGCCAAGCAAGUACUCAAAAACUUAACAUCAAUGAUGAGAAUGUCUAUGCAGUCUUCAUAACUUACAUUGAGAUCUAUAACAACUGCGUUUAUGAUCUUUUAGAAGAUUAUCAAAGUGAUGAUUGCACGAGAGUCAGGGCUCUGCAACCGAAAAUAAUCAGAGAAGAUGGCUCGAAGAAUAUGUACGUGCAUGGUGUCGAUGAAAUAGAAGUGACCACACCAGAUGAAGCCGUUGAGAUAUUCUAUAAAGGGCAGAAGAGAAGGCGCCUGGCUCAUACUGCGCUCAACACUGAAUCCAGUCGUAGCCACUCGGUCUUCACUAUACGGCUUGUUCAGGCGCCCUCGGACGCAGCAGGCGGCGACCGCCGCUGGCUAACGGUGAGUCAACUGUCGCUGGUUGAUUUGGCGGGCAGCGAGCGAACGUCGCGCGCUCGCACGGCCGGCCAGCGCCUGCGCGAAGCGGGCAACAUCAACAAUUCGCUGAUGACGCUGCGCACAUGCUUCGAGCUGCUCAGAGACAAUCAACUGACCGGUGGCAGCAAGAUGAUUCCCUAUCGCGAGUCGCGGCUCACGCAUCUCUUCAAGAACUACUUUGACGGCGACGGCGAUGUGCGCAUGAUCAUCUGUGUCAAUCCGCGCGCUGGCGACUGUGAUGAGAUCAAUCAUGUUCUGAAGUUCGCAGAGAUGUCGCAAGAGGUCAAAGUUAAUAGAAUCAGGCCGCCAAAGGAGAUUCCAUGUCCUCCACCUGCCAAGAGGAAACCACCUUCUACGGAAAUGAAGCAACAAGAAGAGAUAGUGACGUCAGCAAAUAGCAAGACCAACCUGAGCUCGUCUUUCCUAGCGAGUUGUCGUUUUCAACAAGCAUUUCCGGUGCCCGAGAUAACAGAUCCUGAAAAUAACGGCUUCAUUACGGAAACGCUUCAAGUGAUGCUUGCUAGGAAGGAGAAAGCAAAGGAACUGCAGACUCACAUAAAAACAUUAGCCAAUUCCUUCCGUGUUGGACAAGAGAGUUUUUUCAACGAAGUGAAUUCUAUUCAAGACGAAUAUAAAAGAUUGGCCGAAAACAAUAGAGAAAAAGAUCAAACUAUUGAGGAAUUGCGGAGGAAAAUUCAUCAAAUGGAUUCAGAAAAACUUAAUUUAAAAAUGAAGUGCACUAGUACAGAGCAUUAUCUUCGAAGUCGAGAAAAUGAGCUUGCCGACAAGGAAGAGCAGUUGUCGAAGGAGCAGGAGGCACGAGAGCGAGAGAAGAUGCGCAUGAAAGACCAGAUCACGCAGAAAACUGAGAAACUGGCCAAAGAGCUGCAGCGACAGAAGAGUCAGAUGGAGAUGGAAAUGUGGCAGCGCGACAGGCGGCUCAGGAAAGUGAAGAAGAUUCUAGAUAGCGGCCCGAGUGUGACUUCACGCGGUGCCACUCCGUCGGCGACGACACGUGGUGCUACCCCGUCAGUGACGUCACGGUAUCCGCCUUCGACUACCGAGAGCAGCGAAUCGGACGUAGCACCGUUGCGACUGCGCAAUCGCAUUCUGGCCGCGCAGUUCAAAACGCCGCAACCGAAGCAUGCGGCGAGUGAGGCGGAUCUAGCCAGCAAGGCGGCGACUGUCGGCCGCGUGGCUAACCUCAGGUCGACGUUCCGACGCUCGCGUUCGUCAGGCCCCGGAGAACGGCUUGCCGAAACUCCACAGCCAACGGCAACGGAGAGCGAAGCAACGACCUCGACAGGUGGUCGCGUGGCCAACCUGCGGUCAGCGUUCCGUCGUUCGCGGUCAGCGGGACCCGGAGACGUGUGGUUGGACCAUCGGCCGCCCAACGUCCCCCCCGACACCCUCUUCCAGCCCGUCAUGAAGCGCUCGCAUCCCGUCGACAAACUGACCGACAUCAGGCAGGUCAAUAAGUCGUCCAAGUACUGUCUCACAGUGCUGGAUAAGGACUCGGACGGCGAUAUUGAAACCUGCUUGUACAAGGGAGACGUAUUGCCCACUUCUUCGGGCGGCGCUCAGGUCACUUUCAGCGAUGUGGAAAUUCUCAAACAGAAAUCGCCGAUCGAUUCUCCAACCAGGAAACGUUCCAGUGCCAGAAAUGCAGUUCCUUAUGAAGAUAUUGAAAAUCGUUGUGCAGUGUCUGUUGAGUGUCAUGCGAAGAAAUCUCGUCGUUAACAAAUGCUUCAAAUUGAUAAGGUUUUCUGAAUCUAUGCGAAUCGAUCACAUUUUAUUUUACUUAUUUUUCGUAGAGUCAAGAAACUGUAUCAAGGGAUCAAGUAGAGCUGUAUCAAGGGAUUAAGAAUAACAUCUUUAUCCCCCUACUGAUUCGUACAGUCGAAUCUCAAUUUAACGUACUAGAUCAGGAGAAAAAUCAUAUCGGAAUAUCGUCAAUUAGGCCAGCCACUAACAUUAAAGCACGAACUAGAUUCUCUAGUAUUGUACAAUACUUUUAGUUCAAGUACUAAUACUUACAAGUACAGUAUUAUAGUACAGUACCUUACAAAAUCAGGCCACACAACUGUGAUAAACAUGUCAUAAACACUGUGGCCUGAUGUUAUAAGUAGGUACAAUAAUAUUGAGCGUCUAUUCUGUGUCAAGUUUCACCGCACAUUUUCGAAUUACCGACGAACAGUCUCCUGUAACAGUUCACCUGCAAAUGCACGCAAAUUAUUGAACACCUGCGUCGAAGGUUGUCCCGGUUGCCGAAAUUGUCCUGCAAAACGGAAGUUGGUGCCUGGACUUAUGGGGCUACUUUUACAUUGAGCUUUAUAUACGAGUAACUUUAAGAGUAUUCAAAGAAGAUAGAUAAAACCCGUCUAUUUCUGAGGUCCUGUCCUACUGUAUGUGUAUAAAGCAGAAUAGGUUUUUUCUUUAGCUAAGGAUGAUUAACAAAUUAUCCACAUGCUUGUGCAUGGGAGAAUGGUGAUGAAGAUUAAUAUACCUGCUGAAACUGAAUUUGUAGCUCUUUUAAUUUUUUUUUUUUUUGACUACUUAUGACCUAUUUUUAAUCAUUGAUUUUAUCUAUUGAAUAAUAAAUCAAUUUAUAUUAUUUCACUUUUAUCUUUGAUAUACAGAGCUUUCUUAUUUGAUUUUUCGAACAAAUUAGUAUAGCCUAACCACCAAUAUUUAGGAAAAAACGUGGUAAAAUGUACAAAUUUUAUGUAGAAUAGAUAUAUAUUACAAAAUUCAAGCUCUCUUAUGCAAUAAUAUUAUGAAGUAUUAAACCUACUCAAAGUAAUUUGUUUUCACAAAAUGUACUUAAAUUUGUAUUAUCAAAUACCUCAUUUUAUAAAUUAGUUGUAAAAAUUUAAUAUCCAUGACUUAUUUUUAUAUAUUUUUUUGUAUAAAUGAAUGUGAAGUAUUUUAAUAGAUGUAAUUGAUAGUGUAUUUAAUAUAAAUUUGAAAAUUAAAUCUUCUUAGGAAAAGCGAUGAAGCCAUAGAGUUGUAUGAUUACAAGUAUUUGUCAUUAGAAACAUCAAUUAUCUUAUUAGAUGAGUUUUAAAAAUAAUCAGGUUGCCUGAAAACGCAUGAAUGAAAUUGAACCAAAAAAGUGAUAAUGAAGAUUAGUUAGAAGAUUUCAAUUAUUGUAAACUAAGCUCUCUGAAGUAUUGGUUAAUAAGUUUAAGUUGACAAAGCUCUCUUUGAACCCCUAAUGUUACGAACUACAACUUUUUUCUACUUCAACUUAGGGUUUACAUGAAAGGAUAAAUUUAAUGUAAUACAGUAAUAAUUAUAUUGCUCAAUUCAGGGAUUCCAGUAUUCAAAGUGUAUGCUUCUUAUAAUAAUGUGUUCUUCUUAGACCAUCUAAUUAUUUUACUAACACAUUAGAUCUCUAGUGUUCUCUUUUUUCAGUUGAAAUUAAGAUCUAGAACUUUGUAUUCAAUCUUACAUUUUUAUAGCUAAGAUUUAAUGUUAUUUUUAAAUUUCAUGACAAGCUUAGAUAAUACUUGGUACAUUUUUGUAGGCUUUCAUUUAUGAUUGAGGACUGAUACAAAAACAAAAUAACUGAAAUUAGAACUGUUUGGGUAACUUUGUAGAGAAUAUUUAGUUUUGUGGCCACAAUUCAGUAGCAAAAUCUCACAGUGGUAGUUACAGUAAUGUUUUGGGUCUGCUGUUUGAGGCUGUGCAAAGGCUAAAAAUAACUGUCACCAAAAAUGUAAAAAAAUAAAAAUGUCAUCAGUAGAAAGUUAUUUUUUAGCCUUUGCACAGCCUUAACCUUCCGGUAGUCGCGCCCUACUCAAUCACAAGAGCAGUCGCGUGUUGUAAUUUUCACAACAUCCAAUUUUCCAAUUGUUAUGUAUUCUGUUCACUGUCAAAACAUAUUAAUUAAUUGUAUAAAUACCAUUCCCAUCUCAUUGUAUUAUUUCACGCCUAUAAACAUUUGGAUGAUUACCAUUUCGUAACCCAAAAGGGUAUCCCAAGCAAAGCCAUCAAUUCUGUGUUAUUGGUUCGUUUACAGUCCCCGUAUACAGUCUUUCCCUAUCAUACUUAUGCACUGUGGCGACUAAAUGGCACCUGAAAACUUAACGAUUGUUCGGUUGAUACUGCAACUCAGUGGAGUGAUGUGGAGAAAGUUUUGGAAUAUAUAGGUGACUCAUUCACUGACACCCGCAUUCAAUAGUUUUGUGUAGCAAAAACUGUUGCUCUUUUUACAACAGCGCGACUGCCGGAAGGUUAAGCUGCAAUUCUUGUAUCUGCUUCCAAGCAGCAACUGGUGGUAGUGGAGAAGAGAGGGGAGAUUCUACAACAGAUAAGAUGGAGCGGGAUAGAGUGAGGAGGCUACCUAUCUGACAGCACUACUAAACUACCAUGCUGCUUACAUUUAUGUUCUGCUGGUUUGGGUUGAGGGUUGUACACAAACAAAAUCUGCUAGGUUUCUGGCACCAAAGCCCGUUGGGAUUCACAGACCAUCCAGUUUUCCAUGCUGUUGUAUUAUUUAAUACUAGGUAUCAUAUAUAAUCUAAUAGGUAAAAUAAUAUGAUCAAAAAAUUAUGCAAAUAAGAACUGUUUGUUUAAUAUUAAUACAAUAGUAUUUAUUUAGUAUCGAUUUACUACUUACGUUAAACUCUGUCUAUAUUUAUUGCUACUCUGGGAACUAUCUAAAUGUUUCAUUUUUCCAUCUUUUUCAUUUACUGUCGAAAUACUAAUUAUUUUUUUAGAAAAUGUACAUAAUAUAAGAUAUAACUUGAAUUAACAUGAAUAUGUUAAUCUUAUCAUCACGCUUUAUGUUUCUUACGGUACUAAUAAAAUUUUGUAACUUUUGCAA
Nilaparvata lugens (brown planthopper) is the source of this 6018-nucleotide messenger RNA. RefSeq names its product kinesin-like protein KIF23. The record is from RefSeq and is a predicted model, not a curated record. The coding region runs from base 150 to 2927 and encodes 925 amino acids. Lineage: Eukaryota; Metazoa; Arthropoda; Insecta; Hemiptera; Delphacidae. Gene Ontology annotation, biological process: microtubule-based movement. Gene Ontology annotation, cellular component: nucleus; kinesin complex; microtubule. Gene Ontology annotation, molecular function: ATP hydrolysis activity; microtubule binding; ATP binding. The transcript is spliced from 15 exons.